CUUCCACACGCAGUUGGAAAUCUAAGUUUCCAAGUGAAUUGCUGCUUGGCUCGAGCACUCGUUCCUUCUCUCCUCCGAGGAAUGAUGAGGUGAUUCGGAGCACCAACAAUGGGACCGAGCUUGCCACGCAGAACCUAAACCUCAAAGCAACCCUGGACCUUCAGAACGUGGAGGAGAAGUAACUCCAAAACGUCUCGCUGUUUCAAGGAUGUUCUUCCCAGAUGUGCCUCUCUCAGCCAUCAAUUACGCGUUCGUGUUGGGAAUAACGUGUCUGACGGUCUUCUGCAACUUCACCAAAAGUUCCUCUGAGUUUUCAGGUUACCUAUCCAAAGUGUUGAGGAACUACACCGAGCAGGCUUGUGACGGCGACUUCCUGUCGGUCCGCUGCCCGCCCCGCACCACCAUCACCGUCCAAUCGGCUUUCUACGGCAGGAAAGGCCCCUCCCACCCCCAGCAGUGCCCGUCCUACCCGAGAUACACCCUUGUAGGGACACACCCACUGGAGGAUGACACAUAUUGUUACAUGUCCACUGCACUACAGAAAAUGUUGGAUGAGUGCCAGGACAGGAGGAUCUGUCAGGUCCUUGUCACCAGUCGUCUCUUCGGGAUGGACCCGUGCCCCAGUAGCAGCAAAUACCUCAUUGUGUGGUACAAAUGCAUGCCUAAUGAGUAUAAGAGUACGGUGGUGUGUGAGGAGGAGAGGAUGAAGCUGAGCUGUAAACAGGGGAUGCAGAUCGCAGUCUACUCUGCCAUGUUUGGUCGAACCCAACAGGGGACCCUGGAGUGUCCUACCCACCACAGGGCACCCUCCGUAGACUGCCAGUCGGGCGUGGCUCUCCAAGUGCUGAUGGCCCGUUGUCAGGGGAAACGGAGCUGUUUGGUCCGGGCGUCCACACGAGAGUUCGGGGACCCCUGUUACUCUGGCACCAGGAAAUAUCUCAGUGUCAUCUACACCUGUGUCCCAAAGAAUUUGCUGCAGCAGGUGCCCAGCCCCAGAGUACCAGUGUUUUACCCCCCACCGCCCCGUGCCCAUGACCCAAACGUGGUUGGAGACAGUGGUCCCCCUGAUGAGACGUCGAUCAUAACCUCUGACACUGUGCUCUCAGUUAUCCCUUCAGGCAAGAAGAAGCGAGGGAGAGAGUCAGGCUCCUACUCUGGGGAGGUAAAGACGAACGAGGAAGGAGUGGAGGAGAGCGCCCCCCAACCUCCGGACAUGAACCCUGUAAUCAACGCUACGACGGGCAGCACCAACAUGGCCCUCAUCAGUAGCGCACUGGCAGCCUACAACUACAUAGCAGACCACCCAGAGCGUGCAGCUCUCUACUUCCUGUGUGGCGUGUGCCUGGGCCUCUUCUUUACCCUCUUUGCUCUGGUCGUCCAGAUCUCAUGCCGCACCGACUGCCAACCCCGCCGUCGCCCCGGCACCAUCACCAAGAAGCGUCCGCGGCCCUCCGGCUCCUCGUCCGACUCCAGAGACUCUGACUCGGACACCACGUCAGACCUGUCGGCCCGCCGCCACCGCCGUUUCGAGCGCACUCUCAACAUGAAUGUGUUCACAUCAGCGGAGGAGCUGGAGCGUGCACAGCGGCUGGAGGAGAGGGAGAGGAUCAUACGAGAGAUCUGGAUGAACGGUCAGCCAGAUAUACCUGGGACACGCAGCCUCAACCGCUACUACUGAGGCAGGACCGUAAAGGAACCUCUACUAGAUCUAGAAAGGGGGGGGGGGCUGUGAAGGUUGGAGCGCAGUACUUGAGAAGGGAUGUGUAGGACCACAAAUGGACCUCUGGGGUUUGGGAAUGGGGCCCCAUGACCUGACGGGGACCUGCGAAGGUUUGGAACCCUCUGUCUGGGUAUCUCCCUCUGUCAGUCUGUCUGUGUCCAUGUGGGUACUCUAGACCAGGGCUGCCCAACCCUCAUCCUGGAGAUCUACUGUCCUGUUGGUUUUCAGUCCAAUCCUCUUCCUGGAGAUCUACUGUCCUGUUGGUUUUCAGUCCAAUCCUCUUCCUGGAGAUCUAUUGUCCUGUUGGUUUUCAGUCCAAUCCUCUUCCUGGAGAUCUAUUGUCCUGUUGGUUUUCAGUCCAAUCCUCUUCCUGGAGAUCUAUUGUCCUGUUGGUUUUCAGUCCAACCUUAAUUUGGCGUAUCUGAUUCAGCUAGUUAAGGUCUUUUUGAGCAGCUUAUUAGUAGAAUCAGGUUUGUUAAAUUAGGGUUGGACUGAAAACCAACAGGACAGUAGAUCACCAGGAUGAGGGUUGGACUGAAAACCCACAGGACGGUAGAUCUCCAGGAAGAGGGUUGGACUGAAAACCCACAGGACGGUAGAUCUCCAGGAAGAGGAUUGGACUGAAAACCCACAGGACAGUAGAUCUCCAGGAUGAGGGUUGGACUGAAAACCCACAGGACAGUAGAUCUCCAGGAUGAGGGUUGGACUGAAAACCCACAGGACGGUAGAUCUCCAGGAAGAGGAUUGGACUGAAAACCCACAGGACAGUAGAUCUCCAGGAUGAGGGUUGGACUGAAAACCUACAGGACGGUAGAUCUCCAGGAUGAGGGUUGGACUGAAAACCAACAGGACAGUAGAUCACCAGGAUGAGGGUUGGUCAGCCCUGGUAUAGAGUAAAGACCUCUGUUUUUGCAGUGAGAAUAAGCUCCUCCUUCUCAGCAUGGUAAGCUCGACCGGAGCCCGCCUGUCAUUGGUGGAGGCUGAAGGUGUAAGGUGUAACUGCACAGCCUCGCAUUUGAACUCCUCACACCCUUCUGAAGUGGAGGAUCUUGGGAUACUUAGGCUGUAGAGCCUGAAAGGUGAUUUAAGGACAGUUGCUAAUGUUACUCCACUGUUGCCUAGUGGAUAUUGAGAAUUGGGCAGCUUGCUUCAUGCUCACUCACCCUCCAGUAUUUAAAUGGGUGAAUGGUUUUCGGAGAGGCAUAGCACUUACAGUGAAAUGUACAGCGUAACACUUAAGAGGGAAAUGACCACGUUCAACCGACGCUGCCUUUUAAACUUUGAACCCAAAAUGUGUUUUUUUGGAAUUCAUCUCAAACCCUUUAUGAAAUGUAUUUUAUAUAAUAUUUAAAAUAGUCUUUUUUGUUAUUGUGUAUUUUUUUUUUACAGUUAUUAUGAAAUAUUUUUAUACUGUGGCGAUUGAAGCUAGUCUGGCACCUCAGGGAUGCAAUCCUAGGUGUAUGUCCAAAAUGGCACCCUAUUUGUUUUAUAGUGCACUACGUCUGGCUAGAGCUCUGGUCAAAGGUAGUGCACUACAUAGGGAAUAUGGUGCCAUUUUGGACAGAGCCCCUAGUGUUUCUGUGUAUGGUCGUUUCUAUUUGCUUCCUAAGAGAGGGGUUCAGGACCUGUAUAUAACAAGUGUUAGAGUAUGAGUGCUGAUCUAGGAUCAGGUUACCCCUCCCCCUGUCCAUGUAAUCUUGUUCAUUAUGAUCUAAAAUAGUAAACUGAUCCUAGACCAGGACUCUUACUCUGAGACUUUAUGAAUUCAGGCCCAGUACAAUGCUCUAGAUGUGUCAGCAUAAAAAUAUAUAAAAAAAUACAAUGUAAACUCAGAGGUCAAGUGAUUUAAUAAGCUUGUUUUUUAUAUGUUAUAAUAUGCACAGUGCAGUGCCUUACCUGGCAACAAGGAUGUAUAUUGGUGGAAAAGAAAACCCCAGUCACCUGAGUCAACCAAUCAUUAUGAAUUUAUGAAACAAUCAAUUCCAAUCAUGUUUAUUUCCAUGUUUCUCAUGUUAUGUUUCUCACUUUGUCAAACUGGCUUGUGUGUGUGUUGUCCACAUUUAAAUGGUGAGGCAGGUCCCAGAUAAUGUUAUGCUGUGUCAUGCCAAUGGCCAUAAGACUUGAUAAGACAGUAAAACAGAUCUAGGAUCAGCUAGGAAAUGGCUAAAAUCGAUGUAAUUUUUUUUCCAAAUACAUUGCACUUGUUAUCAUGUAGGAAUGUAUGUACAGUACAGAACACAAUCUCUUCAAUUGUCUACCAGUGAAAUGGCUUCCAAAUUAUUACUGUGGGCAGCAAGACUAGUGUUGUCCCUCAUGGGACACCAUAGGGCUAUCUGUCAGGUUUAUUGUAAUGACCGUUGUUAAUAUAAUAAUAAGUUAUAUUCAUCCAGUUCUGUUGCACUGGGUUGAACCAUAGGUAUGAUGGUUUAUCAUAAGAAGUUUGGGAUUUUCUUGACUGAGAGGGGAGUUGAGAAUGCAGUGAAUAAUCUGAACUUCUACUGCAAUCAUUUAAAUGGUUUUAUAUUGAAAAAGCUUUUGUGUUUCAAUGGGACAAAACAAUAUGGCAAUAGCUGGUGAGACCAAAAUAUGACUCCUUUGCUUAGAAUAAACUGUGUUGAAAAUAA
Salvelinus fontinalis (brook trout) is the source of this 4344-nucleotide messenger RNA. RefSeq names its product protein eva-1 homolog A-like. The coding region runs from base 209 to 1678 and encodes 489 amino acids. The transcript has 8 exons. Lineage: Eukaryota; Metazoa; Chordata; Actinopteri; Salmoniformes; Salmonidae. Gene Ontology annotation, molecular function: carbohydrate binding. The record is from RefSeq and is a predicted model, not a curated record.